This is a messenger RNA of Coccidioides posadasii C735 delta SOWgp, 1665 nucleotides long. NCBI's taxonomy places the organism in Eukaryota, Fungi, Ascomycota, Eurotiomycetes, Onygenales, Onygenaceae. The record is from RefSeq and is a predicted model, not a curated record.
AUGCGCCCGAAAAGGCAGACGAGAUUGAACUUUACUCCUGUUUCAUCCUCCUCUCCUAAGGCGGUACACAGCUCCGCCCGAGCCACUGAUCGACUUGCUAAUGUUCGUUAUUCUCCAACCUUUAGCUCACCGCUCGCAUCAAAAGCGGCUGUCAAACGCGAGCCGAUCUCAAGUAGCCCGACUCCGUUGCGCAUAAUAAAGAGUGAGCCGUCGUCCGAUGAAGACGAGGAUCCCAUUCGGGCUCCAGGUUCGGCCUUUCGCUGUCGUCGAUUCUCAUUGCGCGAAGUAAAACAAGAACCAUCGUCCGACGACGACGAUGAAGAAGAAGAAGACACAGUCCGUGCCCCUCAUCCUAGCCGUAGAACGGGGAAAAGACCAAUUGUCGGAUCAAGCGACGAUAGUGGUGGUCAAGAAGACUCCGAUUCUGACGAUAUCGUUAAGCCAUCUCGCACAAAGCGCAGAAGGCACAAUGAAGAAGUAAAGACUCCUGUGCGGUCUCGUGACCAAUCAGAUCAAGAGAUGCGCGACCUAGAGGAGGAUAUGGAGGAUCUCCGGGACACUGCUACGACAAAACGCAGAACAAGGGGAUACGCCGCUCAGUCGGCCAGCAAACUUAGACAAAAGCAGCAGCUAGAGGCUCUGCGUCGUCGUCGUGCCGGUGAAAGACCAGCAACGGUAUCCCCGCCCGAGAAAUCAGAAAGUUCGCAGGAAGACGAAGAAGCGUCCAUAUUGUCCGUCUCUACUUCCUCGGACGAGGAUAUACUAGAGGAUAGCGACAUUGAGCCUGCCGUCCCAGAAGACCUUGAUAAAUACGAAGAUGAUUUUGUGUUGGAAGACGACGACGCCGAAAUUGGUGCCCCAGCGCACCUGGUUGACAUGCCAUUCGAGUUCUCCCGUCACCGGUACAAGCGACUUAGAGACCAUUUUAGAGACGUCGUCGAGUGGAUGGUGCAUAACAAACUGAACCCAGCGUUUUCUCGGGAAGACGAGGUGUAUAAAGUUGCGUUUAUUAAGGUCAAUGACGAAGUGACAGGUGUGGCGGGCUCGCAGUUGGUGUCUUCUGUCUGGAGCAAAAAGUUCAUACGAGCGCUUGAAGCCCGACCAGGUAUUGAAAUCACCCCCGAACCGCAUGCGAGGCUACUACAAAAUUGGUGUGACGCCUGCAACAGAUCAAAGCAUCCACCUAAAUUUGAUAUCCGCUUCACCGGGAAACCAUAUCUCCUGGAAACCCUGGAGCCGGUUUAUGAUGAUGAGGACAGCAUCGCUAGCGACGAUGUCGUCGAUGAAGAGGAAGAGACCGACCCGUUAGAUCGAAGCAACAUUGACCGCGAAGGCCGCCGGAUCGCUGACGAAAGUACUCAUUUCUACGUUGGAAGGUUCUGCAAAGCGAAAGCAACUAUGGCACACACCCUUAUCCACUGGCGCUUCCGCCUCAAUGAAUGGGUCAUUGAUUAUCUGGAGCGCAAAGGCGUCUUUUCAAACGCGAAAAUUUUGGAGCGAGAGCAUUGGAGUGUGAAGAAGAAGACGCGAUACGCGAAUGAGGUGGUGGAUGAGAUGCAAGAAAAGGAGAUCGAUCGGCUGUGGAAGGAUUUCAACUUGAAGUUGAAAGGGGCGAAGCAGGACGGAGGGGUCAUAGAUUUACUAGGGACCAGGGCUGACGGAUAA